AAAGCGAGCACUUUGCAUUUGGCCGCACACUGCCGUCCGAAGCCAAAGCACAUUUUAUUAUGCCUAGAAGUGCGUUUCAUUUUCGUUUUCGUCCUGUCUUCUCUCUGCUUGUCUUCUCUGGCGCAGCUUCUUCGUCCCAUCAUCAUCAUCACCAUCUGAAACCUAUUCAAUUCUCGCUCUUUCUCUCUCUGUCUCUAUAUUUUCCUGUUUUUCUGCUGCUGCUCGUAGCUGCCAAUUCUCUAGACGAGGAGCGACAAUUGGCUGCGCUCAAUGACGAAGCGCUACCGGAACGGCGAGAUUUGGGAUUUUGAGCACGAAACAGCCGUGGCCCGGACCAGAGGAGUCAUUCUAGGCUUGGACGGCGGCACCACCUCCACCGUCUGCGUCGCUAUGCCGCUCAUCCCUUUCGCCGACCCCUUACCCGAUCCUCUUCCCGUUCUCGCCCGUGCCGUUGCCGGUUGCUCCAACCACAACAGUGUCGGCGAAACUGCUGCUAGGGAGACACUGGAGCAGGUUAUGGCAGAUACCCUUUCAAAGUCUGGUUCAAGUCGGUCUGCUGUUGGUGCAGUUUGUUUAGCUGUAUCUGGUGUUAAUCAUCCAACAGAUCAGCAAAGAAUAUUAGGCUGGCUAAGAGAAAUCUUCCCAAGUCAUGUUAAGCUAUUCGUUGAGAACGAUGCUGUGGCGGCUUUGUCAAGUGGAACAAUGGGAAAGCUUCAUGGAUGUGUUUUAAUCGCCGGUACAGGGACCAUAGCAUAUGGUUUUACAGAAGAUGGCAGGGAAGCUCGAGCUGCAGGUGCAGGACCCGUCUUAGGUGAUUGGGGAAGUGGAUAUGGAAUAGCUGCACAGGCAUUGACUGCAGUAGUACGAGCUCAUGAUGGUCGUGGUCCACAUACAAUGCUAACACGUGCUAUGCUGCGGUUACUUAAACUCCCUUCUGCUGAUGAACUCAUUGGGUGGACAUAUGCAGAUCCAUCAUGGGCCCGAAUUGCUGCUCUUGUUCCAGUUGUGGUAUCUUGUGCAGAGGCAGGUGAUCAAGUUGCAAAUGGGAUCUUGCAUGAUGCAGUUCAAGAGUUAGCAUCAAGUGUAAAAGCAGUUGUCCAAAGACUCCGCUUGAGUGGUGAAGAUAGUAUGGUCGGUCGUGAACCUACCCAAAACUAAAGACACUAAGCCUAAAAUCCAUCACCACAAUCAUUAAGUGUCAAUAAUGAUAUGCAAAUACCAAGAUAAUCAAGGUACAGAUGCCUCACAAUUACUUGACAAAGUGAAGUGGCCCUAAUGAGUCCAAUAACAAUCCCCCACCUGAGUCCUACCCUAAGCAUCUAGCUGAUCGCCUGAAAUGGUUAGGUGGAGUGAAGGCUCACAGCUCAGUAAUUAGUAUUCUGCAUGUAAUAAAUUAUAUUCAAAAUGUAACAUUUUUAUCCAUAUCAGUGUAUAAUGAUGUCAUUUCAAUAUAUUCUCAACGCAACAGUAGAACUCUAUCAAGUCCACAUGGUGUAGCAAUUAUAGUGUGACAUACAUGCAUUUCAAUGUAUAAAACAUGUACCACAAUAGGGAACCAUGAAUCACAUCAAUGGAUCAUCCAUCAUCAAUAACAUAAUUAUUAUCUCAAUUAGCUUUUUUGUGUAACCAGCUGAUCCACACGUACUAAGGUGCCUCAGGAUAAAUUGUGUCCAUACCCACAAGUACCCAGUGGAGUCACCAGGGGCACACUUAACCUUUUCCCGAACCAUUUAGAAACUAGAACCUCCUUUGUGCCACAUUAAUAGCUGCAUUAGAGUCAUCACUGGGAGUCUAGGAUACACAAUAACUUGCUUUGUUAAGUAAGUUUUGUAUCGGGUUUACACAAUAACUUUUGUAUCAAAUUUUAAAUCCAUAUUCUAUGUGUUUUCAUAUUUCAACAUGUCAUGUAAUAUCCAAAUAAACAUUGAGAACAUAAUAUCCAUGUCAAAACAGUUCAAUCAUGUAUGAGAAUAAUUUUCAAAGCAUACAUAUCACAAAAUAACCACUAACCUAUCUUUGUGCUAUAUUAUCCCAACAAAAUAAUUCCACAAUAGUCACCUUAUACAAAUUAUGCAUCGAUAUUACUCUAAUUUCGUGUAUUCUAGGGGUUUUCCUUCCCAUAAUUACAAACUUAAGGAUCUUUUUUGUUAUUUUUGAAACUUAGGGCCCUUUCUAUAAUUUUCAGAAACUUGGAGGGUCCUCCUGUUUUUCAAAACUCAGGGGACGUUCUGAUAUUUAUAGAAUUUUAAGGGGCUUUUCUGUAAUUUCUAAAAACUUGUGAAUUAAAGAGUAAAUAAUAGAAAGCUAGGGGUCAAAUGGGUAAUAGGCUCAGGGCUUAUCCAUCUUUAAUUUCGAUUACGCUUCUCUCAAUAGAAAGCUAGAAAUGGCUUUAACAGUGU
Messenger RNA from Diospyros lotus (date-plum), 2399 nucleotides. RefSeq lists its product as uncharacterized. Bases 271 to 1158 code for a protein of 295 amino acids. The transcript has 6 exons. The record is from RefSeq and is a predicted model, not a curated record. Lineage: Eukaryota; Viridiplantae; Streptophyta; Magnoliopsida; Ericales; Ebenaceae.